CUUCCCUUCUCUCUACUAGAGCGUGGCAUCGAAGAGAGAAGAAAAGAAUAGGAAGGAAUAGACCCUCCGUUUCGAAAAUUUCAGGUGGUUUGAUAGCAUUAUAUAUUCUUGUUUCUGACCAAAGUUGCAGAGUGCUGUUUGCAGCCAUGGCCUCCUCUGAUAAACCAGAGAGGAAGGAAGGGAAAGGUGAUGAGGAGAAGGGAGGGUUCUUAGAUAAGGUCAAGGACUUCAUCCAUGAUGUCGGCGAGAAGAUCGAAGAGACUGUGGGGUUCGGCAAGCCCACAGCCGAUGUCACAGCAGUCCACAUUGAUUCCAUUGACCUGGAAAGGGCCGACCUUGUCGUCGACGUCCUCGUCGCAAACCCGAACCCAAUUCCAAUUCCUCUUGUUGACAUCAACUACCUGAUAGAGAGCGGUGGUAGGAAGCUCGUUUCUGGUAAAAUCCCAGAUGCCGGUACCAUCCAUGCCCAUGGAUCUGAAACCAUAAAGGUCUCACUCACUUUGAUCUAUGAUGAUAUCAAGUCCAGCUAUGAUGACAUAGAACCAGGCAGUGUGAUUCCCUACAAGGUGAGGGUGGAGCUUACUGUGGAUUUGCCGGUGUUCGGGAACAUCACCCUUCCAAUGGAGAAGAAUGGGGAGAUGCCCGUGCCUUACAAGCCGGAAAUAGACCUGCAAAAGAUCAAGUUUGAUAGCUUCUCGUUUGAGGAAACAAGUGCAACCCUUUUCCUGAAGGUGGAAAACAUGAAUGAUUUCGACCUGGGCUUGAACUCAUUGGAAUAUGAGAUGUGCCUUGGGGAAGUAAGCAUUGGUGGUGCUCGCCUCUCCAAGUCUGCAGUCAUUGCGAAGAAGGGCAAUGGGGUUGUCGAGCUGCCCAUCUCCUUCAGGCCCAAGGAAUUCGGGUCUGCGCUGUGGGAUAUGAUAAGAGGCAAGGGGACAGGGUACUCCAUGAAGGGGAGCCUUGAUGUGAACACUCCAUUCGGUCCAAUGAAGCUGCCAUUCCAUCGGGAAGGUGGAAGCACGAAACUUAAGAAAGCAGACGACGAUGAUAGCGGCAAUGAGGACUGAUGGAAUCCAUCUACUAAAAGUGCUGCAGAAUUCAACUUCAAUCAUUCUAAAAUUUUCCCUGCUAUGUAGUUCUUUGGGAAUGCAACAUCCCUAGAUCUUUACUGGAUCAGUUUUGUAAUUGGCAUUAAUAAAUGUUCUGAAGACUGUAAUCUAAAUUGAAUCAUAAUUUAUUGUCAGCCACAUGGUUGAAGAAAUCACAUAUAUCA
Messenger RNA from Phoenix dactylifera (date palm), 1270 nucleotides. RefSeq lists its product as uncharacterized. Gene Ontology annotation, cellular component: cytosol. Gene Ontology annotation, biological process: response to desiccation. NCBI's taxonomy places the organism in Eukaryota, Viridiplantae, Streptophyta, Magnoliopsida, Arecales, Arecaceae. The record is from RefSeq and is a predicted model, not a curated record.